UAUGUUCUUCUUUCUGCUCCGGUCGCCAUGGCCCCGGCCUGGGCGCUCAAGCGACCUUCUCGCUCCGCCCAGGUCAGUGAAGGAUGGGAUGCAAGUGCCCGCCAAGCCCUCCGUUUGCCACGUGGAGUUCCCACAGGGCAGCAGGGAGGGGCCGCGCCUUCUCUAACUGACCCGAACCGACCCGGACUUCACGGGCUUGGUGGAGAGCAGCUGCCCCGCCGGCAUCUUCCGGAUGAGGCUCUCUAGACAACAAAGCCUUCUAUGCGGAAGUUACUGGUGACAGGGGAAGGAUUCAUGGGUUUUUGCAGCCCAAUGUCCCCAAAACAACCUCCUGGCCCCCAGCCCACCCAGGUUCCCUUCCAGACCGCCCAACCCAGAAAGACUGGCCUGCCCGGGGGCCAGCAAGGAUGCAGAAUCAAGCAGCUGCCCCCCACAGCCUGCCGCCCAGCAUCGGUUCUCCCACCCAUCUGCCUGUUCCCACCCGCCAUGAGACGCCCUGGGUCUGCUUCCCUGGGACCAGCCCUCAGCGUUGCCUUAAGUGAUCCUGGUGCCAGGGCCUCUGAGGACCCCCAGGCUCCUCCAGGCUGGCAGGUGACCACACUCCUUCCACUGCAGACCCCCGGAUGCCCAGCUGCCGCACCUCCCGUGGCCCCACGCUGUGGCUACGUGUUGUCUGAAGACGCCUGGGGAAACCUUCAGGGCCUCUGUACUGGCCUGUCAUGUGGUCAACCAGACUGUUCCUGUGAUGUCUUCUUGUACAUGAACAGGAAUGAAACCCACUAUGUCCUCCAUGUGAACUAUACACUGAGCGUGGGUCCAGAUGGGAAACCAUUCUCCUACCCUGCAGAAAUGGAAUAUAGUUUCGAGGAUGUUGAACUUCCCCAGGCCAUUGGCACCUGUGACAGUGAGAACCUAUACUUGGCCAUCGCAGUAACUGACCUGCUCUCCUUUUGGGAGCUCUACGUGGGACACCAGCACCUGAGCCCUAGGCCAGGACCCCUUGACAUAGUCCUCCUGACAGAUAACUCCACCCUUCUGCUAUUGGCAGUGCAAGUCUUUUCUCCAGGGUGCUGUAUGAGGGGGUCCCCCGAGGGCUUAAGCUGGUUAAUGGGCUAAGGAGGGUGGAGAGAAGUUGUGCAGCCACUGUCCUGGGCCAUCAAUCACAGGGGUGUGUCACAUCAGACACAAGGGAGUGCCUGGAUGCUGAAGGCUGCUCCCAGGCCAGGCUUGAGCGAUCCCUGUCCAGUGUUCUCGGGGAGCAGAAUGCAUGGUGUCUAACACAGUCUACAACAGCACUUGUGAGGAAUAGCCUGUGUUUGGGUGCAUGUCAUGCCAUUAGAAUGCCUAGAACUAGAAAGAAGUGGCUUCCAGAUCCCAGGCCCCCUGGGCAACUCUCAACAUCCUGGGACCCACAGGCCUGAGCUGCCAGAUCUGCCCCCAUGGCGAGGACUGCGUGGCGUCUGUUUCUAAUAAAACUGAACCCAGCUGUGGGGUGGGUCCCAGGAUCUCUCCCUCCAGAGGAUAUACGCCCAGCUUGAGGUGGCCCCAAAGAAGCCUGACAUGCUAGAGACUCCAGAAACCUUCUCCACGGACUUACCCCAUUGGGAGAGAAAAGGCCUCCAACAAGACUCCUCAGUCUUGGUAUGCCAAGGCUGGACAAUAAGGAGAAUCCGACCCCAACCUGAGUCCCACUUACCCAUUCUGUACUUUUCACAGAACUUCCCCAGGCCAUUGGCACCUGUGACAGUGAGAACCUAUACUUGGCCAUCCCAGUAACUGACCUGUUCUCCUGUUGGGAGCUCUACACGGGACACCAGCUCCCAGGCAUUUAUCCCUCUUCAGACCUCACUGGUGAGAAGCUGGGCUUCUGGGUCCCCAUGCUGCUUCGUCCCCCCUCCCAACCCUGUCGUCAGGCCCACUGCUGAUCCCAGUCUAGAAUCACAGCACCACUCCCAUCCUGCAUGAGGAAGGCCUUGUGCAUCUGUCUUGGUGAGAUCUUUCCAGGCUCACUGGUCUCUACCCCCUGGGGAGAUGAUCAAGACCAGCUCACACUGCUGUGUGUAACAUCCAUGUGUUCUACGGGAAAACUAACCCUCCUCAUCUCCUAUGUGAAGUCUCAGGCUUCAGAGCCUAUUUCAAAUGCUGUUUCUCCUAUAACCACAUAGCCUACUGACCAGUGGCUCUCCUUUCUGGUUCUUACCUCUCCCCCAACUUUUUCCUUUUGAACUCUCGUAAUCAGAGCCAUAACCAUAUUCUGCCUUGCCCUAGCUACUUGUCCUUGACUGUUUGUCUUUAUUUUCCCUUCUGAGCUGACUUUCUUGAAGGCAGGGCCCCCAACCUAAUCAACGUGCCUCAGAUAGUAUCAAGGUUUUGCCUUCAGCCCCUCAAAUCAUACAUAUAAAAAUGAACAAAGUCCAAUAUUUAUCCAAAGCCUACUUGAUGGCCUAAGAAUACAUUUUAAAUGGGUGUGUCUGAGGUCACUUGUGAGAAGCCAGGAGCCAAGUCCUACCUCAAGGAGCAGCAUAGAGGCUUAGUCCAGCCUAGUCCAAGGACUGCCAGAUAAAAUAGAGAACAUGCUUUGAUCAAAAUAUGGUUGGAAACAGGAUGGUUGUGAGAACUAUGGUUGUGUUCCUAGUGUGUUUCCCUAAUGGGACUGUGGCCAUCUCUUCCAUUAUGGCCACAGACCCUUCCAUUGACAUGUGCAAGGCCACACUGAAGGACCACACCUGCAAGCCAACAGAGUCUAGCAGGAACCAAGCCUUCUUCCGGUUUAACGUCACCAGCCGUGGUAUCUCAGCGAGGGCAAGUAAGGCAAAAGGGCCACCUGCUCCUGCCAGGCCUUACCAUACCAUCUAAGCUUUUUCUUCUCAGUCCUGCGGUAUUGUUCCAUUUUCACACUGCUGAUAAAGACAUACCUGAGACUGGGCAAUUUACGAAAGAAAAUGGGUUAAUGGACUCACAGUUCCACGUGACUGGGGAGGCCUCAUGAUCAUGUCAGAAGGUGAAAGGCAUGUCUCACAUGGCAGCAGAUGAGAAGAGAAGACUUGUGCAGGGAAACUCCCCUUUACAAAACCAUCAGAUCUCAUGAGACUUAUUCACUAUCACAAGAACAGCACAGGAAAGACCUGCCCCCAUGAUUCAAUUACCUCCCGCUGGGAUCCUUCUACAACAUGUGGGAAUUGCAGGACCUACAAUUCAAGAUGAGAUUUGGGUGGAGACACAGCCAAACCGUAUCACCCGUGUUCUCCAUAUGCUCUAAAGUCUUGGGUUAUGUAGUUUGAAGGUGACUACAUGAUAUAUGAAAAGGGAAUCAUGUAUGAGAAGGAACCCUUGCUAUGAAGGGCUGGCCCACAAUUACAAGAUAUCCAGACUACAGGUGAGAUGGCCACUGUAUGAAUGGAAGUCAGCUGUGCCCCUGAGCUUCAUCUCACUGUUGUCCCCACCCCUGUCCUCAGGAAAUUCCAGCUGACUAGGGAAGAGAAUGCCAAUGUAUAGUUUGCAGCAGGAACUCAAAACACCAGUGACAGUGCCCCAAAGUGUUUCAGGUUCCAUGUUCUCUUUUUCAUUUUUUAGGUCUUAUUUUACUUCCUUACCUAAUACUUAUUAUACUGGAGGUAUGAUGUAAAUUGGAGUAAUAUUGACAGACCUUCUUCUUUGAUAGACUAAGCAAUGUUGCUAAAAACAAAUCAUCACAUAACUAGAUCAUGAUCCACCAUGCACAUAGCCCACCAACCAAUGGAGAAGACCAGCAGAACAGACAGUAGGCUAUCUCUUCCAGCCUCAAGCUCCAAUGCUGUCAUUCCUAAGUUGAGACGUUGAAGUCUCUUUGCCUCCCUGGUACAGAGUCUCUUUGCCUCAUCUUGUCCAUGAACCAGAGUUCCUUCAAGUCCUUUCUUGCUCUGCGGUUCUACAAACCAGUGAGCCUACUCUUGCCUCCAUGCUUGUCCUAGGCUGAUGCUGCUCUGCUACUACUCAGUUAAAGAAACAUUGGCCCAAGAGGACAGGCACAAAGACAGGUGGAAGAAGAAAGCUCUCCUGCCACCAGGAGAUGGCAGGGUGGUAUGGCAGUCCCAGGUCCGAGGUCAAGGGGUGGCUGGGGAACAGAGGGAGAACUUUGAGGGCACCUGGGUGCCCUCAGCUUGACAUUCUCUCAUUCAGCAGGGCCUCAGAGAGAGCAGACAGACACUGGAGAUCCAGGCAAGAGUAGCUCAAGGUAAGGGUGUUCUGGAGUAUACUUUGGGGGACAAAGGGCAGAAGAAGAAAGUUGUCCAUGAGUUCACCAAGCCCUUCCUCUCUUAAGAUGAGUCGUUCACUGAGUUUCCCCAUGGGGAGAUGGCCAUUGUGAAUCAGCCAUAGUCAACACUCUUUGAGGUAGAACUGAUGAGCUUUGCAGAUGCCUCAGCAGAAUUACUCCUGGACAAGUGUUGGGUGUCAGAGUCACCAGAAUUUGAUGGCAGCCCCCAGUGGAACAUAAUAAAUAGGUACAUAUUCUCAGCUAGCAGCUGAGAGGGCAGAACCAGAACCCCAGUCCUACCAGAUAUAGCCCAAGAUUCUGUAAGAAUAUCUUACAUGCUAGAGCAAGAUCCCCAAAGUGAGGACCUGAUACGGUUAGGCUGUGUCCCCACCCAAAAUCUUAUCUUGAAUUAUCCCCACAAUCCCCACAUGUCAAUGGCAGGACCAAGAGUGGAGAUAUGGGGGCAGUUUCCCCUAAGCUGUUCUCAUGAUAGUGACUCUCACGAGAUAUGAUGGUUUUAUAAGUGUCUGACAUGUCCCCUGCUUGCACUCACUCCAUCCUUCCACCCUGUGAAGAAGAUGCCUGCUUCUCCUUUGCUUUCUGACAUGAUUGUAAGUUUCCUGAGGCCUCCACAGCCAUGCAGAACUGUGAGUCCAUUAAACUUCUUUCCUUUAUAAA
Symphalangus syndactylus (siamang) is the source of this 4912-nucleotide messenger RNA. RefSeq lists its product as uncharacterized. The record is from RefSeq and is a predicted model, not a curated record. Lineage: Eukaryota; Metazoa; Chordata; Mammalia; Primates; Hylobatidae.